Molecule: messenger RNA, 3444 nt
Organism: Saccharomyces eubayanus
Lineage: Eukaryota; Fungi; Ascomycota; Saccharomycetes; Saccharomycetales; Saccharomycetaceae
Gene: NPR3
Product: Npr3p
Exons: 1
Coding region: 1-3444 (1147 amino acids)
Biological process (GO): negative regulation of TORC1 signaling; TORC1 signaling; positive regulation of autophagy
Cellular component (GO): GATOR1 complex
Source: RefSeq, a predicted model, not a curated record
AUGGAUGAAUGCUUGCCCAACUCAUGUCUGCUGGGUGUUCACCUCGUCAUUUCAACUCAUUCGGGACCACAAAUAGUUUACCACUAUCCACCUUCCAAUACAGCAUUCUUAACAAAUAAUCCAGCAAAGCAUCAGCAUUUUUAUGGAAAUCAUGAUGUACUGGGGAAAAACACAGAUAAGGGAGACAAAUCGUUCAAUACCGGGGCUGCCAAAACAACUUCCCAAGGCCCCCAAAAUGACUCAAUGAACAAUUUCAAUGCCACCGUUCCGCCAUCUAUGACAAAUUCAAAUAUAAAUAGUGGGACAAUGCCCACAACAAGGUCCCAUGCUAAUACUGUGGGCUCUCAAGGCUCAAUUCCCACUGCAAGUAAUGGUAUAGGCUAUGGGGAAACCGACGCCGGGAACAACCCUGGGUCUUUUCAGUACUCAGAAUCCGAAUCCGAAUCAUCAUCAUCUGGCUUGAGUGAUAGUGAACUAUCUACAGAUUACGUAGAUGUUUCAAGCGAUUCAUUUUCAAUAUCAUCCUCGUUAUCAUCGCCCUCAUUAUCCUCUACUUCGUCGAGCCCAACUUCAUCCUCCCCUCUGCAAGAUGGCUUAUCCCCCACUAUUUCAAGUUCCCAAUCAAUCGAUUCAAUGUCCCCCACUUCUCCACAGAUAACCAUGACUAAUGAUGGUGUUUCAGUCUCGGAAUCAUAUUUAGAUUCCGCCGUAAACAAUAAAUCGAGGGCCACUUCAAAAAGAUCUCAGAAUUUCUUCCACAAAUUGAGUACCAAAAAAAGUGCUGAACUGAAACCGCAUUCUCCAAUAAGGAAACUCAAAUCUAAGCCCUCAAAGAGUACUACCAAAGGCAAUAAGCUGCUAAAAAACCCUUCCAACGAGACCGAUGCAAAUGCCCUUGUGGGGAACUAUUCACUCUCAUCGAAAAAAUCGAUCUCAAGCACGGGAGACUAUAACCAAGAUAUUCGUAAUAAUAGUCUCAAUGACACUCCUGGCCAGUCACCCCACCAUUACCAUCAUCGUUAUCACCACUACCGUAAGUCUAUUGCGAAUAGUCAACGAAAUAUAUCCACUCAGUACGAUGUCGACGAAGAUAUGGAAGUUUCAACAAUGUUACAGGAUGGAAAAAUAUCCAUGAACGAGAUAUUUUUCAAAGAGGAGAAUUUCCAAGACAUAAAUAAAAUUCUAGAAUUUGAUCAUGAUUUCGUUGCAGAAUUUUGUAGUCCCGAAAGGGAAAUGUGCAAUACUAGAUUUGAAUUGACAGUGGACAACUUUUGCUUUUUAGGCCUGCCCAUCCACGUGGAUUCUCAAGGAAGAUGGAGAAAAUCCAAACAUAAAAAUAAAACUCGUUCUAAAAGAUCAUCGAGUACUACGACAAAUAUUAGUAGAAAGAAAUCCGUUGCUUCCAAGAUCUCAUCGGUAAGUGAAAACACUCUAAAGAAACUAAACAGUGGCGAAGCUGAGACUGAUUACGACAACAAUGUUGGUGACGAGAACUAUACUGAUGCGCCAAAUUUGAAGAUAAAUACUGAUUUUAAUGGGAGCGAGUUUGACAGAGAAAAGGAAGACUUGGGUAAAAAUAUGAAUAUGUUCCAUGUCUGCUUCGUCAUGAAUCCCCAUUUAAUAGAAUACAACAAGAGAGUAGAUGAUAUGUAUCAGUUUGUUGUGACAAGGUUAUCACUACUGUUAAGAUAUGUGCAAUCGAAGACAUCGUAUGUUUCUAGUGAAUGUCAUCUUAUUUUGAAGGAAAGGGAAAGAGUAUUGAAACAUUCAAAAACGUACCAAACCAUCAACGGUGCCGGAAACAAAGGCAAAUACUUAUACCAAAGAAUCCUAGCCAAGUCAUCGUUAGCUAGAGCGUUAACGGAGUGUGUUGACAAGAUCCAAAGAAACGAAAUUGCGUGUCUCGAGAUUAGUGACGAUAAAGUAAUCUCUUUGCAAAUCCCAAUUCAAAACGAAUUUGAAAAAAUGCCGAACUUUAAAUUACAGCCCGUAUUGAGAGGCUCAUAUUUGACGUCUAUUUUAAACAUGAAAUUUUUAGAAAAAUCAUCAUUGAGAAUUGAAGGUCAAAAUCGUCAAAAUAACCAGGCCCAAAUAAGUGAUGCCAAUAACAACAUAUACAGAUUCAACAACAAUAUCAACAAUACCGGUCAUGGUGGUGCACCAAAUGUCGAUGACGGGGAUGAUAAUGAAAGCAGUUACUACUGUGACGAUAAUGAUGAUCUUCUAAAUUACGCAUUGUUGUUACUAGAUGAGCCAAAUAACAUUAUCAAUUCUUUGGAAACGUUUUCGUACCAGGACGAUAUCGGCAGUGUGAUAUUGAAGCAUUUGGUCAGAAACACCCAGCCAAACAUCCCCUUAAAGUCGUACCACUACUUGAUAAGUGAACUACUAGACAGUCCGUCAUCACAAAAUGACCUUACUUCGGAGACAAGUUCAUUCGAGUCGGGAAUCUUGCGUUCGUGCGCAUUGCAUUUGAUGUAUUGGAGACAUGCAAGAAUAGUGAUUCCAGUGAGCUCCAAAUACACAUACAUCGUUUCGCCGUUGGCUCCUAUACAAGGUUACACAAUAGAUGAUUUCAAAAGUACUUCCCAACAUGAUGAUAAAGUGAGCAUGGUGGAGAAUGAUAAGAAUAAUGGUGCGCGUGGCGAGAGUGUGCCUUUAAUCUAUCAAAAUUCGAUACUAUUUAGAUCCAAAUUCCCAUCAUUGCCCACUUUACCGAUUUUUUUAAAUUUGUUAUCGGUGGAUAAACCUCAGGCGUACAAUAACAUAAUUCCAUCAAGAGACCACAAGCCAGUUUACUUGAACGCGUUAGGGUGGCUGAUACAGUACGGAUACGUGACGCAAUUGCUAACAUUUAUUAAUAUCCGCGUGGACAAACAUAUAAAGAUGGCAGUCGAUGAGGACUUGGAGAAAGAGGGAUUCCGUAAGACUAAUACCACAGGACGACCUGGUUUGGAUUACAAAAGGGCAGAUAAAAAACUAGACGAUGAAGAUGGACAAAACAGAGACGCCAAUGCCAACGAAGAAUGCGUGGGGAAGACCGAAAGCGAGCAACCCAAUGGCAACAAAACCAAUGACAACAAUGAUGUGAACGGCAAUGAGAAGGCGGAAGACGGUCAUGGCGAUGACCUCGAUAAUAAUGAAAUGGCUGUGGUCGAUGAAGAGGAAAUAUUACAUUUCGAAUACGACGAUCCGGAGAUGCAGCACGACUAUACAAUAAUUCUGGAGCCCGAGAGAGCCACGGCAAUCGAAAAAAGGUGGCUAUACAGAUGCAUUUAUGAUCAACCUUCAGACAUCCAAAUUUUGUUCAAUAGGCUACUAAAGCAUUUCAAUGGGAAGGUCCCCAUGGAGCUGGUUAUCAUAAAAGAGGAAAUUAGUAGGCAUGAUUUGAAGAGAUUGCUCAAUGCUUUAAAUAAGUAUCUAGUCGAGACUCACCACUGGUGA